Messenger RNA from Xenopus laevis (African clawed frog), 3199 nucleotides. RefSeq names its product protein associated with topoisomerase II homolog 1 L homeolog (gene patl1.L). The transcript is spliced from 19 exons. Gene Ontology annotation, biological process: deadenylation-dependent decapping of nuclear-transcribed mRNA; P-body assembly. Bases 129 to 2288 code for a protein of 719 amino acids. Gene Ontology annotation, cellular component: nucleus; P-body; nuclear speck. Gene Ontology annotation, molecular function: RNA binding. NCBI's taxonomy places the organism in Eukaryota, Metazoa, Chordata, Amphibia, Anura, Pipidae. The record is from RefSeq and is a predicted model, not a curated record.
AGAAUUCUGACGUCUGGAUUAGCUAUCCGGCUGGAGUCAAGAAGCUAGACGUUAACGGCGCUGCGGGACUUUUAAAUAACGAUCCGGGACCGUGGGCUGUGUUAAGAAAAUCGGAAUUGUUAGGCGAUAUGGAGUCUCUAGUUGAUGGUGAUGGGUUUCCUGACUUGGAGGAAGAUGAGGACAUUGAUCAGUUCAAUGAUGACACUUUUGGAGCUGGAGCAGUGGAUGAUGAUUGGCGAGAAGAACAUGAACGCUUGGCAGAAAUGGAGGAAAAGUUACCCGCUACCCACAUUCUGGCUAGAGUCACUUCUUCCCCAAUUAAUGACCUACUGGGGGACCAGCAGGAGGAACUGGAGCAGAGUUUAAACCAGCUGGUGAGGGAGAAUGAGGAACCAGCCCUGCCACAGGGUUCACUUACACAGUUUUCUGCUGGCAUGAAUUCCAGCAUCUGGGACACAUCCAGAACAAUAAGACCUAUCAGAGGGCCGCUACUUAUGGAGGACAUGACCCCCCUAUCAAUUUUGCAUGAAUAUGGAUUGGCUACAGUUGCACCUCCUGGUCGAGAUGAUACAGAAAGGGAUGCCUCUGAAAGAGCCUUGCCUCGCCGCUCUACCUCUCCUGUCAUUGGAAGUCCGCCAGUACGAGCAGUUCCUAUUGGAACACCCCCAAAGCAUGGAGCUUCCCCCAAUUUUAGUCACACACAGGUUUUAUGUCCUAACCCAAUCCACAUUCGUGCUUCAUCUGCAUUCAGUGGUCCUCAUAACAACCCGGCUUCCAUCCUAAGGCAUCCAUUCCCUUCUGCCCUAUCCCCGCUUCAACGAGCACAGCUCUUAGGAGGGGCUCAGCAGACAGUUGCUGCUCAGAUGUCUCCCAGCCAGUUUUCCCGUCCUGGACUACAUGGCCCAACACUUGCCUCUGUUGCUCCUAAACUCUUGCAAGGCCAUGUUGGGCAGAUGGUGGCGCCAGUUGGCGGUGGAUUCCGCCCUUUCUUUGGAGUUCCUUCUGCUCCAGGAGCUCACAUUAAAAAUAUGAGUCUUAGGUCACAGCAGCAGUUCCGCCCAGACACAACUCACCUGCACCCACAGCACCGUCGUAUGCUUUACCAGCGCCAACAGAACCGCAACCAGCAUCGAGGUGUUAAUGGCUCUGGUGGGGAACGAACUUGCAGACCUGCACAAAUGGAACUUAAUCGAAGAGACCCCUAUGCAGGACUAAUGCUGCAACGGGAAAAGGAAUGGGUGUGCCGUAUUCAACUUCUUCAGCUUCAGAGCACUGACCCAUACCAUGAUGACUACUACUAUCAGAAUUACUUUGAGAAGCUGGACAAGUUGUCUGUAUCACAAGAUAGAUCUAGAGAAGGUCCAAAAAAGGAAAGAACCAAGCUUAUCACACCGCAAGUUGCCAAAUUGGAGCAUACAUACAAACCAGUGCAGUUUGAAGGAUCCCUUGGAAAGCUUACAGUUUCUAGUGUAAAUAACCCUCGAAAGAUGAUUGAUGCAGUGGCAACAUCGCGAUCUGAAGAAGAUGAAACCAGAGAGAAGCAGGUGCGAGACAAAAAACGCCAAACACUUGUGAUUAUUGAGAAGAUGUUUUCUUUACUCUUGGACUUGGAAGAUUUUGAGAGAAGAUUUUCACUAUGUUGUGAAGAGGCUGAACAUGAGGUUUUGACUGAGGAGCAAAAGCAAAAACUGCAGCAGCUAUGCGACACUCUAAGAGGGAAAGAAGUUGGAGAAAGAGUAGCAGAGGAACAGUUUGUGCAGAUCAUGUGUAUUCGGAAAGGAAAGAGAAUGAUAUCCAGAAUACUUCCCUUGCUGCCUUUGCAGUUGGCUGCAGCUGUUCUCUCCAUUAUGGCACACAAUCUGCUUUUUCUUAUCAAGAAGGAUAUACAAGAUCAGGCAUUACCAUGUCUGGCUGCUACCUGCUCCCUUGUGCUUUGUCAGCUGUCCUUACCUGCGUUAACAUCUUUACUACAGAAUUUAUGUGGUGCCACAUCACAGCAGCAGCUGUCUUCUAUAUUGCAGAACAAGUUUGGACUAACACUGCUUUAUCAGAUCCUUGAACGGGGUGAAGAUCUUUUAAGCUCUGGAGAUCCCAUGUCACAGAGUCAGCCUACAUGGACAUCAUUGGUUGUACAGGCAGCUCAUUGCCUCUUGCAGGUUUCAGAGCUCUCUCUUCCUCGUCCUCUUUGUUCUCCACUAACUGCUUUGGCUCAUUUCUCAAGAUACCUUGACACACAAAAUUCCAGUUUGUUGCAGUCUAAGCUUGGAUCAACUAACGGCACACUAUAAAAAAAAUAAAGUGUUUUUUGGAUUCUAUGGGCCAAGGCACAGAAUGUUUUUCAUAGCGUCUAACAUUGUUUCAAGAAUUUUGUGUGAUAUUGCAAAGUGCCUACAGAGGUCAACAUAAUUAUUGAAGUUUGGUAGGGUUGGUGCUGGGCCGAACUGGAUGUGCUUCUAUAAAAAGUUUUGUGAAGGAGGCUUCAUUUGCAGUAAAGGAAAGGAUACCACAAGCUUUGAAAAACACAGCACAUUUGCAGGAUUGUGCUGUGAAUGAUUUUAAAAAAUUAGGAAAUGGAGUUACAGUCCCUGUAUGUGUAUAAUGCAAUAUAUAUAUAAAUAUAUGUAUAGUAUUCUUAGGAUGUGCUCCUAGGUCAUAAUCAUGUAUUUUUAUUCUAUUAAAUUGUGUUGGAAUUAAAAGGGUAAGAAGUAAAAGAACAAUCAAAUGGGCUGCUUCUAUCAGUAUCACGUCACCUCUUAAAAUGGGAUGCCCUUAAGUGUUUUUAGUCCGGAAAAUACCCAUUGAUGAUCUGUAAUGUCUCAAGUGUUUUUCAUGCCCCACAUUUGCUUGCACAAAUCUUUUUUGACCUAGCUUGGUCAUUUAUACAAUUAGCUUUUACCCUUUGUGAAAGAGUAUGAACUGAUUAAUUGGUGGAAAUCUUUCAGCUAGUACAUAAGUUUUCUAGCUUUCUCCUGACCGGCUUUUCACAUCACUAAAGUGAUGAAAGAACAAUGAAAGAAUUUACACAUUCAGAAGCAGAUAAUUGUAAAUUAAGGCAGGCUUCAAACCCAAACUAUUGUACUGAAAAACAUUCAUCCUUUGUCACAUCUGAGAUUGUUUGCUUUUUUUCUGAAUUAGAUAUUUCAAAUGUAAAUCAAAACUUUCUGCAAAACGCCUAUUUUAAUAAAGAUGAUCAAAACUU